AUGGUGAAAAGUGUUGCUAUUAUUGGUGCUGGAUCCAGUGGGAUGUCGGCAAUAAAGUGCUGCUUAGAUGAAGGCUUGGAACCUACAUGCUAUGAAAAAACUGAUGAUGUUGGAGGACUCUGGCGUUACAAGGAUAAACCUGAGGAUGAUCGAGCCAGUAUCUACCAGUCUGUGGUCAUCAACACUUCCAAGGAGAUGAUGUGUUUCAGUGAUUAUCCCAUCCCAGAUGAUUUCCCGAAUUUCAUGCACCACUCCAAAGUCAUGGAGUAUUUCAGAAUGUAUGCACAAAACUUCAACCUUAUCAAGUACAUCCAGUUUAAGACCACAGUUUACAGCAUAAAGAAACGUCCUAAUUUCACCACCACUGGGAAAUGGAUUGUCAUCAUAGAGUGUGAUGGAGAACAAGAAAGAAGAGUCUUCGAUGCCGUAAUGGUCUGCACUGGUCAUCAUUCGACUCCCUACUUACCACUUCACUCUUUUCCAGGAAUAGAGAUGUUUAAAGGACAGUAUAUUCACAGCCGAAACUACAAGACUCCAUAUGAUUUUCAGGGAAAAAAGGUUCUAGUGAUUGGAAUUGGGAACUCUGGUGUGGACAUUGCAGUAGAAUUAAGCAGGACGGCUGAACGUGUCUUCCUUAGCACUAGAAAAGGAGCAUGGAUUGUGAAUCGUAUAUCUGAUGGAGGAUACCCUGUGGACAUUGUACAUUUGUCUCGUUUCAGUAAUACGAUCGAGAAUAUAUUACCUUCAUUCCUCAUUAAUUAUAUAGCAGAAUCUUCUCUUAACAAAAGAUUCAACCAUACCAACUAUGGAAUUGUUCCCAAACACAGGUGA
Molecule: messenger RNA, 831 nt
Organism: Pelobates fuscus (common spadefoot toad)
Lineage: Eukaryota; Metazoa; Chordata; Amphibia; Anura; Pelobatidae
Product: flavin-containing monooxygenase 5-like
Exons: 5
Coding region: 1-831 (276 amino acids)
Molecular function (GO): N,N-dimethylaniline monooxygenase activity; NADP binding; flavin adenine dinucleotide binding
Source: RefSeq, a predicted model, not a curated record